Vicia faba (fava bean) is the source of this 264-nucleotide messenger RNA. The record is from the annotation of a GenBank genome assembly. NCBI's taxonomy places the organism in Eukaryota, Viridiplantae, Streptophyta, Magnoliopsida, Fabales, Fabaceae.
AUGAAACUAGGGGAAGGUGUGAAAGGGGUGUAUAUCUCGAUAGACGUGGAUUGUCUUGAUCCUGCAUUUGCUCCGGGAGUGUCUCAUAUUGAACCGGGAGGUCUUUCUUUCCGCGAUGUUCUUAACAUCCUACACAAUCUCCAAGGUGAUGUUGUUGCUGGAGACGUCGUUGAACUCAACCCACAACGCGAUACUGUUGAUGGAAUGACUGCUAUGGUAGCUGCUAAGUUGGUCAGAGAAAUGGCUGCAAAGAUUGCAAAAUGA